AAAAUCCCCACCCAAAACCCACGCAGAAAACAGCCCAGCCAAGGCAGCAGGCAGCAGCCCUCGCUCGCGUCCCUCAUGGAGCCGGCGACCGGCGUAGGAGGCCCCGGCCCCGGGGCCGGCUACCCUGAGUCCACGGAGUCCUCGCCGCGCAGCCGCGGCGGCGACUCGUGGGACGAACCCUUCCCGUCCUCGGCGGCGGCUGCGGCCGCGUCGGUGGGCGGCGGGCGGCUGCGCCUGAUGUGCAGCUUCGGCGGCCGCAUCGUCCCGCGGCCGACCGACAAGACGCUCUGCUACCUGGGCGGGGAGACCCGGAUCGUGGCCGUCGACCGAAACGCGUCCCUCGCCGACGUCCACGCGCGCCUCUCGCGGUCGCUCCUCGGCGGCCACCCCUUCACCCUCAAGUACCAGCUCCCCAACGAGGACCUCGACUCCCUCAUCUCCGUCUCCACCGACGAGGACCUCGACAACCUCGUCGACGAGUACGACCGCGUCGCCGCCUCCUCCUCCGGCGGCGGUUCCUCGCGCACCUCCCGGAUCCGUCUCUUCCUGUUCCCGGCCAAGCCCGAGUCCUCCUCCUCGCUCGGCUCCCUCCUCGACGACUCCUCCAAGUCCGAGAACUGGUUCGUCGACGCCCUCAACAGCGCCAUCUCUGGCUCCCUCGAAGACAUCCCGCGGGGGAUCUCCACCGACUCCGCCUCCGUCAACUGCCUCCUUGGCCUCGAGGAUGACUCGUCCGUGCACUCCCGCGGCGGGGUACCCAACUCGGGACCGACGGAGGACCAGCGUGCAAACCAGCAAAAGCUCCCGGCCGCCGCCGCCGGGAGGCAUCCGCACGACGUCCAGUACGUGCCCGACUCGCCGAUGGUGGACAAGAACUCAUCGUUCGGGUCGACCUCCUCUGCGCCGUCGCUAUCGAAUCUGCCGCCUAUACGUGUGCGGCCGGAUGACCGCCUGCCGGAAGGCCGCGUCGGGCCACCCCCUGCUGCCGUGGAGGAUCACUUCGCGCAGAUGAGGAUCUCCGAGCAGCAGUUGCAACCUGCUGUGGCGUACAUGCAACAGCCACCGCAGGUGCCGAUUCCUGCCAUGACCGCUCCAAUUGCCAGCAUGUCGCCAUCGGAGGCGUCCAGCAGAGUGUUCUCCGACGAUGACAAGUCCGAUCACGGGGGCGGAGGUCGGAAGCCGCAGCCUCCAAAACAGGAGGUUCCGCCAGUUGCUGAUCCCACCAAUAGAGCCGUCUACUACAACGAAAGGUCUCCACCUAGCGAAAUGAAGCAGGACAUGCCGGUGGGAACUGAUGGUGGCAGCUACCGCAUCCCAGUAUCAGCUCCGGAUGCUGCUGCCGCCGCUCCACAGCCCCCACCUGGAUAUUUCUAUGCUCAGAUGCAUGCGCCUCCGCCACAGCAGCAACCGCCACCACAGCAGCCACAGCAACCACAGCAGCCACAGCAACCACAGCAAUUUGUCACUGCAGGAAAUCAGCAUUUCAUCCAUAACCCAGCCACUGGCACCUUCAUUCCAAUCCAGUCAUACUACCACCAUCCUGUCCCUCAGCCGGCACCUCAGCCUGUAACGCAGCCACAACAGCAACCCACAUUCGACCCAAAUACUGGCAUGUAUUACAUUCCUAUGCGGCAGAAUGCACCUCAGCAGUAUAGCAUGCCUCCUGGUGCACAAACCACUUUGCCACCUCCUAACCUUGUUGACACAACGCCAAAGGCAACUAUGGCGAUUCCUCAGAUUGCUGUAAAGCCUGAGUUGCAGCAACCUGGUGUUUACCGAACAACAGCUGCUGCUGCCCCCGCUCCAGCGCCUAAUGCAGCGCCUGGAUAUGCCGGGAUGGGCUACCAUCAUUAUAUUCAAUCCCACCACCACCCCGUUCAGCAGCCUGUAUCUAACAUGGCAGGCAAUUUUGGGUACGAGUAUGCUGAUCCCACGCCCGCACAAGUCUAUUACUCACAGGCAGCAGCACCGCCAACAUUGCCACCUCAGUAUCAGCCCAUUGUCUCGCCCGAUGCUGGCCAGGCUGACUUUAAGCAGAACCGCGCCUCAUAGCUCAAGGAUUGGUGAAUUCGGGUAUGUUGUGAAUUCAUGAAGCUUAGUUAUCCUGCUGCUACUUAUCUUUAUUGUUGCUACUACAUGUUACAUGGGCCCAUGGCGAACAGUGGAUGGUGUUAUUAGGCAGCUGCGCAUUUGGGAUCAAAUCCGAGCAUGUGAUUAGAGGGGGUUCAAAAUAAGAUUAUAAUGGGAUGGUUGUUCCUGUGUUGGUGAGACUGAGAGAAGGGUGUUUGCGAUUGGUUCUUGAGAGGCCAAUUGACAAUGUUGGAUUAGAGUGGGGAAAGAGUGAAGUGUUGGAUCCCAGUACCAAUUGCUGUAUUUUUCUUAUUUUGAAUAAAUAUAUAGUGUCCAAAAGAACUCGGUAAAAAUCAAGAACUCAUCAUUUGUGUAGCCCUCUGUAUAUUUGAACUCAUGGAAGUCAUUCGGGUUGAGAUGACAGAUAAAUGUUAUUAGUUUGCUUGUAGAAACUUUAUUUGAGUUAAAUAUCAUAUAUAUGCAUUGGUCCCGUUUGUA
Molecule: messenger RNA, 2568 nt
Organism: Phragmites australis (common reed)
Lineage: Eukaryota; Viridiplantae; Streptophyta; Magnoliopsida; Poales; Poaceae
Product: extensin-like
Exons: 2
Coding region: 76-2052 (658 amino acids)
Molecular function (GO): protein binding
Source: RefSeq, a predicted model, not a curated record